AUGAGAAGGGAGUCGACUGUGCGUGUGACGUAUGACACUGUGACGUCAAGCGAUGGUCCAUCUCCGCAUGGUCCAUCUCUCUCUUCACUAGCUGCACUGUGCUCUCUCAUGCUUUCGCCUAUGUUUAAUUUCAGUGAAUUCGGUGUGAUUGUUUUCCUAUCAGUUGCUCUCAAACUACUGGUUGAUCUGCCGUUCCAGAAUUUAGGAAGAGUUUUGCAAUCAAGAAAAGCAGCCAACACCAAAGAAAACCUUGUUGAAAAAUGUGACUCCAGUGAGGCGGUCUUCUCGAAAAACACGGGAAACGCUACAAAUGACAAUGAAGCAGCUAUAAACAGAGAUUCAGACCUUAGAAGGAGACAAGGCUCGAUACGGGACAUCGGAACUAAUCUAUAAAUAAUUUAUACCUGAUCUUAGAUUUUAGUUUAGCUUGUAAGUUAUUGAACACUAUUUUUAAAAUUUGUAAAAUAAAACCAUACGACUGAGA
This is a messenger RNA of Nilaparvata lugens (brown planthopper), 484 nucleotides long. RefSeq lists its product as uncharacterized. The transcript has 3 exons. The record is from RefSeq and is a predicted model, not a curated record. The coding region runs from base 1 to 393 and encodes 130 amino acids. NCBI's taxonomy places the organism in Eukaryota, Metazoa, Arthropoda, Insecta, Hemiptera, Delphacidae.